This is a messenger RNA of Fusarium fujikuroi IMI 58289, 564 nucleotides long. RefSeq lists its product as uncharacterized. Lineage: Eukaryota; Fungi; Ascomycota; Sordariomycetes; Hypocreales; Nectriaceae. The transcript is spliced from 2 exons. The record is from RefSeq and is a predicted model, not a curated record. The coding region runs from base 1 to 564 and encodes 187 amino acids.
AUGCUGCCGCCUCCCCCUCCGCGGUUGUCUUUCCGUGCCCCGGCGACUGGCGACCGCUCAACUCCACAAGCGCCAGUUGUUUCUGAGAGCGGUCCCGCUGGAGGCCUGUUGCUGGAGCUGAUCAAGCAUAAUGGCGCACCAUUCAACGAUCACUGGGCAUAUUUUGUCCGAUCUAGCUCGAGUGCGUCAGUUGGUAUCGUGUAUGAAGCUAUUGGCGAUGUCCGCAGCGGAUUCCAACGCCAGACCCGUAGGAAUCAUGACCUGACUCACGAUCCACCUUCAUCUCGUAUUCCACUCCAGUGGCUUGAAGGCAAGUUUGUUAACGAAGAGAUGAUGCUUCAUGGCCAAGAGUCAAUGCCCAUGUGCAUCCUUGAGGAAAGCCUACAUAAGGUCAAGGUGCCCGAAAAGACAUUAAAUGACACGACUAAGAGAGAAGUCCCCAAAAAGAGAAUCGUACAAAGGAAUUGCCAGACAUGGAUAGUCGAGUCAGCGGAUCAAUUGGCUGCGGAUAGUAUUCUCUCUUCAGAUGUCGCUGCCUAUCUUCAUGCCACGAAGCAAGUCUAA